This is a messenger RNA of Entamoeba invadens IP1, 627 nucleotides long. RefSeq lists its product as hypothetical. Gene Ontology annotation, biological process: proteasome assembly. Gene Ontology annotation, cellular component: cytosol; nucleus. Bases 1 to 627 code for a protein of 208 amino acids. NCBI's taxonomy places the organism in Eukaryota, Evosea, Mastigamoebida, Endamoebidae. The record is from RefSeq and is a predicted model, not a curated record. The transcript has 2 exons.
AUGAAGUCGACAGCGAACAACACACAUCAAGGUACUCAAGUUUUUAUUCCUUGCCUCACUAUUGGAAAUGUUGGUCAACUAUGUGCAGACUUACUAAUAAAUACUUUUUCACUCCCAGAGUCUUCACAUUUACAAGACGACGCACUCUUACCCUAUGUAGCCCCUCCGGUAUACGACCACAUUCAAACCCCAACAACAGCAAUGUCACUCUACUCAGAUGAAAAGUUGUCUGUUUUCCAAAUUCGGUCGACUGUUGUGCAGUCGCUUUUCAAAAACUUUUGUGAUGACUUGGCCAAUUAUGUUCAAAAAAUGGCGCCUUCACACGUCUUUUUGCUUCACUCAAACUCAAAGGGUAACUUAGGUGAAGUUUUUCUUUCACAAGAAACUGUUUUAGAGAAAUCACCGAUUGCAUCUUAUUUCUAUAAAAAGCUCUCCGAAAAGGGUUUGAAAGUCUCAAUUAUCAACUCGGUGUGUUAUGACGGAGAUACACGAAAUGAUGCGUUGAAAAUGUUCAAGACGGUUUUAGAGAUCCUCAAAGAGGAAGUUCCUUUGAAGGAAGUGAAGUCGUGGAACACCUCAACAUUGUGGGGAGAUCUUAAAGCGGAGACUCAAGCAGCAAUGUUCUAA